AAAUAUCUUAUCUUGUUUGGCAUAUAAUCUUCAAUCUCCCAUUUUUUUCACAGAAAACAAAAACAAAAGAAACAACAAAUAGACUUUAUGAUGCAUUCUUGUACCCAAAGGAGGAGGAUGACAUGGAGCUUGUGUUUAGUAUUCUCUGUUUAUAACUUAAUACUUGUUUUUGCUUCUCAUGCUACGCACUUGUGCCGUCCAGACCAGAAAGAUGCUCUUUGGGAGUUCAAGAGCGAGUUUUACGUCGACGGGUUCCACUCUGAUGAUACGCCAGUUGAUAAGAAGACAGAGAGGUGGAGGAACAACAUUGAUUGCUGUUCUUGGGAUGGUAUCUCGUGUGAUCCUAAGACGGGUAAAGUCGUUGAGUUAGACCUCAUGGACAGUUUUCUCAACGGCCCUUUGAGAUCUAAUAGUAGUCUGUUCAGACUACAAGAUCUUCAUAUUCUGAAUCUUGGCUCCAAUAAUCUUUCAGGUAUUCUCCCAGAUUCCAUCAGCAACCUUAAAUAUUUGAGGGUUUUAAGUCUUAGCGGUUGCAGUUUCUGUGGAAUGAUUCCUUCUUCACUCGGAAAUCUUUCUUAUCUCACUAAUCUUGAUCUUUCUCAUAAUGAUUUCAUCGGCAAGUUCCCUGAUUCAAUGGGUAACCUUAGGAAACUAACAGAUUUGGGACUUGACCAUAACAAGAUCAGUGGGAACUUUCCCCAUGUGCUACUCAAUAUGAGCGAGCUCACUCAGAUCGACAUUGGUUCUAACCAGUUCGAAGGUAUGCUCCCAUCUAACAUGAGUAGUCUCUCCAAACUGGUCUAUUUUGAUAUAAAUGAAAAUUCAUUUUAUGGAUCUAUUCCGUCAUCUCUCUUCAUGAUCCCUUCAUUGAUUCAACUUUAUAUGGGAAGAAACAGCUUCAGUGGUCCCCUUGAGAUUGGGAAUGUCUCUUCACUAUCUACACUUGGUUUUUUAUCAAUUGGGGAAAAUAAUUUCAAUGGACCAAUCCCAAAACUUAUAUCAAAGCUAGUUGGGCUCUGGUAUCUUGACCUCGCUUCAUGGAACACAGAGAAGGGAAAGGUUGAUUUCAACAUUUUCUUGCAGCUCAAGUCACUUACGUUCCUUGACCUCUCUUAUAUAAAUACAAGAAGCAUGGUUGACUUGAGUCUUUUCUCGGAUCUCACGUCACUUGGUUAUCUGGAUCUCUCCGGGAUUAAUUUGAAGGUCAGUCCAACUCUCCAUCUUCUCUCACCCAUUGAAAUAUUGACUUUAUCAUCUUGCAAUAUUGCUGAGUUUCCCAAAUUUCUAGAAACACAAACGAGUUUGUCAUAUUUAGACAUUUCUGCCAAUCAAAUUAAAGGUCAAGUACCAAAGUGGUUAUGGAGUCUCCCACUGCUGCGGUAUGUAAACAUUUCUCAGAAUGCCUUCACUGGUUUUGAAGGAUCAGCUGAUGUUAUUCAACGAAGUGAAAUAAUACUUCUUGAUAUAAGUUCAAACACAUUUCAAGAUCCAUUUCCUUUGUUACCAAACUCUACAAAGUUCUUUUUAGGCUCCAAUAACAAGUUUUCAGGAGAGAUUCCUAGGAUAAUAUGCAAGUUGGCUUCUCUUGAUACACUUGUUUUAUCUGAUAACAACUUCAACGGUUCUAUUCCUCGGUGUUUUGAGAAUUUCAGUACUAAGCUUUCAGUCAUGCAUCUCCGGAACAACAGUCUAUCUGGUAAUUUCCCGGAGGUAUCUAUCGGUGAUCACUUAAAGUCACUUGAUGUUGGUGGCAACCGGUUAUCAGGAGUACUUCCCAGGUCUUUGAUCAACUGCACCCGCCUCGAGUUUCUCAAUGUGGAAAACAACAUGAUUAAUGACACGUUUCCAUUCUGGUUGAGGUUUCUUACCAAUCUACAAGUUCUUGUCCUUCGUUCUAAUGAGUUCCAUGGGCCCAUAUCUUCUCCUGGAGUUUCUUUGAGUUUUCCCAAAUUGAGAAUCUUUGACAUUUCUAAAAAUAGUUUCACUGGAGUUUUGCCAUCGUAUUACUUUGCUGGUUGGACUGCAAUGUCAUUGGUCAUAGACAUUGUAGAUAUUCUGCCGAGUAGGUUUGAGGGGCGUGACUCUGGGAACUUAUAUAACUCAGUGUCCAUGACGGCAAAAGGACUAGUGAUGGAGCUAGUUGGUAGUGGUUUCACAAUCUACAAAACUAUUGAUGUCUCUGGAAACAAACUCGAAGGAAGUAUUCCCGAAUCCAUCAGUUUACUCAAGGAACUGAUUGUGCUCAACAUGUCAAACAACGCUUUUACAGGCCACAUUUCACCAUCUUUGGAGAACUUGACCAAUCUACAAUCAUUGGAUCUAUCUCUAAACCGAUUGUCUGGAGAAAUCCCACCAGAGCUUGGAAAACUCACAUUUCUAGCGAGAAUGAACUUCUCUUACAACAUGCUUGAAGGUCCAAUACCACAAGGCACUCAAAUUCAAAGCCAGAGUAGUUCUUCUUUCGCAGAGAAUCCGAGGCUCUGUGGUGUCCCUCUCCAAGAAACAUGCGGCAUAGGAGAUGGUGCAACGACUCAAGAGCAAGAAGAUGAAGAUGAAGAAAAGGAAGAAAAAGAUCAAGUAUUGAGCUGGAUUGCAGCUGCAAUAGGGUAUGUACCGGGUGUGUUUUGUGGAUUCGUCAUCAGCCAUAUUCUGACUUCAUAUAAACGUGACUGGUUCAUGAAAAUCUUUCACUCUUUUGCUUAAUAUAAGCAUCAGUUGCAUGAUGAUAUCUACUUAUGUUAUAAUCAUGUUCAUGCCGCUUUUUUAAAAUAAUAAUGUAAUGUCGCAAAGAAUUCGUUAUGCAAAAUUUGUGGAGAGAGCGUUACAACAGA
This is a messenger RNA of Raphanus sativus (radish), 2831 nucleotides long. Its product is annotated as receptor-like protein 48. Gene Ontology annotation, molecular function: protein binding. The transcript has a single exon. Bases 88 to 2703 code for a protein of 871 amino acids. The record is from RefSeq and is a predicted model, not a curated record. Lineage: Eukaryota; Viridiplantae; Streptophyta; Magnoliopsida; Brassicales; Brassicaceae.